Messenger RNA from Rotaria sp. Silwood2, 1779 nucleotides. Lineage: Eukaryota; Metazoa; Rotifera; Eurotatoria; Philodinida; Philodinidae. The record is from the annotation of a GenBank genome assembly.
AUGGUCGUCGCUAACAAUCACGAUGAAGUUGAAAGAGGAAAUUUACUGGUUACAACGCCAACAACAUCAAUAGUUGCAACAGAAACUAAAUAUAAUCAAGUAAUUUUAAACGAUAAUCGUGAUAAUUGGAGUAAUCGUAUUGUUUAUCUACUAUCAAUUAUUGGUUUUGUUGUUGAUCUCGGCAAUGUUUGGCGUUUUCCAACAACUUGUUAUCGAAAUGGAGGUGGUGCCUUUCUCAUUCCUUAUUUUAGUUUUUUAUUUCUUGUCGGUCUUCCUUGUAUGUAUAUGGAAUUGGCUAUUGGACAAUAUCAUCGUCUCGGUUAUAUAACAAUAUGGGAAAAAGUUUGUCCACCAUUAAAAGGUAUUGGCUAUGCAAUGUUAAUUAUUAAUUUCUAUGUUUUAUCAUAUUAUAAUACAAUAAUUGCAUGGUCCGUCCAUUAUUGUUUAGCAUCAUUUCGUACUAUUGUACCAUGGGCAUAUUGUAAAAAUAGUUGGAAUACAGAACAUUGUUAUUCAUUACAUGAUAAACAAACUCUUAAUGUAUCACAUAAUGGAACAUGUUCAGCAGCUGAUGAAUAUUUUGAACGACGUUUACUUAAAUCUUAUCUAGCACCAAAUAUUAAUCAUAUAGGUUCAUUACAAUGGGAAUUAGUUGGAUGUUCAAUGAUUGUUUUUCUUCUUAUUUAUUUAUCAAUAUUUAAAGGUGUUAAAACAGCUGGUAAAGCAAUAUGGUUUACAGCAUUAGCACCUUAUUUUAUACUUGCUAUAUUAUUAUUACGUUCAUUAACACUUGAUGGAAUAUUUGAAGGAUUAAAAUAUUAUAUUGCACCAUCAUUUAAACGUUUACGUGAAUAUUCUGUAUGGCAAGCAGCAGCUGUACAAAUAUUUUUUAGUUUAGGACCUGGUUUUGGUGUUUUACUUAGUUAUGCAAGUUUUAGUGAUACACAUGAUAAUGUUUCUAGUACAGCAUUAAUUGCUAGUUUAGUUAAUUGUGCUACUAGUCUUUUAUAUGGCACAGUUGUUUUUGCUGGUCUUGGAUAUCUAUCACAUCGUUUACGUACUGAUGUACAACAAUUGACUCAAAGUAAUACAGGUCUUGUCUUUGUUGUUUAUCCAGAAAUUUUAGCAUCAAUACGUGGUGCACCAAUUUUUUCCGUUCUUUUCUUUGUUAUGGUUUUUACAUUAGGACUUGAUAGUGUAUUUGCCGGUGCCGAAAGUGUAUAUACAGCAAUAUCUGAUGAAUUUCCAAUAUUUGCUCGUUGUCCUCGUUUAUCACGUGCAUUGGUUAUAUUAAUUCCAUUUUUAGCAUCAAUACCAACAUUAACACAUGGCGGAAAACAUAUUGUUAAUUUUAUGGAUUUUUUUGGUACAUCACCAUCAAUUAUGUUUGUUGUUCUAUGUGAACUUAUAGCGACAGUAUGGUUAUAUGGAUUUGAUCAAUUUAGUAAUAAUGUUGAAAUGAUGACUGGACAUAAACCAAGUAUUUAUUGGCGUAUUACCUGCCGUUAUGUUGCACCAUUAAUUCUUUUUAUUCUCUAUGUAUGUUCAUUUAUUCAGUUUGAUAGUCGGGAAUUUUCUUCAGUUGGUGAUAAAAAAACAGCAAUAAGAGUAAGUAUUGCUGGGUGGACAAUGAGUACAAUAUCAACAUUACCUAUACCGUUAUAUGCUAUUUGGUGGUACUUAUGUCGACGUAACAAGAGUAGUACUCAACAGACAACAACAACUGUUGUAGACACAAUACCAAUGGAAACAGCUGAUGAAGAACAAGUAUUCAUUUAA